UAUUUAAAUGGUGGUUCUAGUUGCAUGAGGACCUAAACUGUGCACAAGAUGCUGCGUGUGGCCUUUUUGCUCUUAGGGGCUUCCAUCGCUUCCGCCCUUCUACACGACAUUGGCCCUUGCAAUGUUCCUGUUACAGCUGACAGCAAUUUCGACUUUGAAAUGUUUUCGCAAGAAAGCAAAGGUGUUUGGACAUUUGUGAAGGUUCCAGUAACGCAAACGAAUCAUAACCUUAUAGGGAUGUUUCAAACAUCAAAAUCCACUGGCAAACCUGGAGAGUAUCAUACUACUAUUUACGGUAAAAAUAAAGGCGAGCAAAAAUACAGCAACUUGGGAGAUGCGACGGUUGUUGAAUCCUCUUCAGGGCAUCUCAUUGCCACGUCUCGAGAUGGAAAGAAUAAAGUGUACAAAGCUUCAUUCCUGAAGUAUGUCCCAGGAAGAUACGCGUAUUUCACAGUUUGCAGUGAUGAAGGUGAUGACAGCAUCGUCCAUAGAUACGUGGUUGCACACAGCAGACUGGACCCUGACGAAGAAGCUGAGGUGAACCGUCUCGAAAAGAAGUAUAAAUUUAAGGGCGUAUUACGGGAUAUCUGAUUCAGUUAAAAUGAUCUGCAAUGCAUAAUUCUUGUGGUUCAAAGAAAGAAACAGACUGUUCUCUGCAUAUGGUUUGAUUUAUUAACUGAUAUAACUGGGCAAAACUAGAAAUAAAAAUGAACAUUACUUACCAUA
This is a messenger RNA of Homalodisca vitripennis (glassy-winged sharpshooter), 726 nucleotides long. RefSeq lists its product as uncharacterized. The coding region runs from base 49 to 591 and encodes 180 amino acids. The record is from RefSeq and is a predicted model, not a curated record. The transcript is spliced from 5 exons. NCBI's taxonomy places the organism in Eukaryota, Metazoa, Arthropoda, Insecta, Hemiptera, Cicadellidae.